Messenger RNA from Gambusia affinis (western mosquitofish), 2920 nucleotides. RefSeq lists its product as uncharacterized. Bases 520 to 2193 code for a protein of 557 amino acids. Gene Ontology annotation, molecular function: serine-type endopeptidase activity. Gene Ontology annotation, biological process: proteolysis. NCBI's taxonomy places the organism in Eukaryota, Metazoa, Chordata, Actinopteri, Cyprinodontiformes, Poeciliidae. The record is from RefSeq and is a predicted model, not a curated record. The transcript is spliced from 11 exons.
CGUUAUUCUGCAUUAAUUUUGAAGACUUAAGUCUAUUCUGCUUCUGGCUCUAUGUUCCCACCGAUCUUCAAAAGUGAGCUGCACCACAGUGGUAAAAAUAAACAAACAAAACCUCCACUUCACAGCUGCUGAAUAACAUUGGCUCUGGAGGCACUGAGUGGCUCAGCUGGCAGAGCAGAUGAACGAUGUGUUGAGGUUGUUGCCUAUGAUGCAGUUGUCCUGGACUUGAUUCCUGGUCUAAGGCCAUCUGCUGUCUCCGUCUCUUCUCUCUCAGCCCUCUUUCUUGUCAGAUUGCUGUUUGCUAAAGACUUCUAGUACCAAAAAAAUAAACUGGUUCUGAUCUGGUAAAUGUCACUACACAUUUCAGAAUGAUGGUGUUCAUCAGAAUACUUCAUGUGUUUUGUUGACUCAUGCAUUUCCAUGGUUGAACCACAUCCUUUGAGAAACGCACAUAAAGGAGAGGGGUGAGCAUCGUGAGGGUCGCAUUCAUCCCCAGAUCAAAGUCUGAGAAAAAAGGAAAUGUUCUCUCCGAUGGCUUGUACUGCUUUCAUCCUCAGUGCACUUUUCCUUAUUAUGAACUCAUGUCGUGGUACUGUCAUCAUCAAUGGGGAUGAAGUUGAGCCUCACUCAUUGCCCUUCAUGGCUUUUCUGGAGUCAAGUGGAUUCUGCGGAGGAACAUUGAUUGAUCGAAAAUGGGUCCUGACUGCUGCACACUGUGGAAACAUUAAGACUGUGUUACUUGGGAUGCACUCCAUCGAAAAAAAGAAAAAAGAAAAGAAAUACCGGCAGGUCCGGAAGGUGAAGACAAGAGUUCCUCAUUGUGACUUUGAUAAGAAUAAGAAAGUCAAUGAUCUCAUGUUGCUCAAGCUGGACAAAGCAGUGAAGGAAACCAGAUGGGUCAAAGUUCAACAACUGAGCAAUGUUGUCAAAGAGCCAGCAGCUGGCUCUGUCUGUCUGGUGGCUGGAUGGGGAGCAACCAGCAAAAACAGCAAAGUUCUAUCAGAUGUCCUGAUGUCUGCUAAUGUCACUGUGAUUGAAAGAGAAAAAUGCAACUCUCCAGAUCAUUAUAACCAUAAACCGUAUAUUACCAAGGACAUGAUAUGUGCGGGGCCAAAUGGGAAGAAAAGUGAUGCCGACACCUGUAUGGGCGAUUCUGGAGGACCAAUAUUCUGCAAUGGUGUUCUAGUUGGAGUCACAUCUUUCGGGGGAUCCAAGGAUGAGCUCUGUGGAUCAGUGAAGAGGCCUGGAGUUUACGCUUUCCUAUCAGAAAACCAUCUUAACUGGAUCAAGAAGACAUUGAAGACCUUUGAAUUUGCUCCCACGUCUGCACUCACCUACACUCUGAUGUGCAUGAUCUUAAAAACCCACAUCAUGCUGACUAACUUGGUUCUGAUCAGUACUGAGGAAAUGUUGUUUCUGAGGGGUUUCGUUGCUUUCAUCUCCUGUGUCUUCUUCUUUUCUUUCAACUCAAGUUAUGGUUCUGAGAUUAUUGAUGGGAAUGAAGUGAAGCCCCACUCGCUGCCCUUCAUGGCUCUGCUGGAGUCAAAAGUACCGAUCUGUGGAGGAAUAUUAAUUGAGCCCAACUGGAUCCUGACAGCAGCACACUGCAAAGAUGUUAAGACUGUACUGCUGGGGGUGCACUCUAUCAAGGAAAAGGAAAAGGAAAAACAAUACAGGCAGGUCCGAAGUGUGUCAAAACACAUCAUCCAUCCCUGCUAUGAUGAGGCUGAAAAACUCAAUGACCUCAUGUUGAUCAAGAUCAACAAGCCAGCGAAAAAAACCAAAUGGGUUCAAAGUCUUAAGCUGCAAACUGCUAUAAAAGAGCCAGCAACCGAUUCCGUCUGCAUGGUGGCUGGAUGGGGAAAAACAAACAACGUCGGCAAAAUGUCUGAUGUCCUGAUGUCUGUCAAUGUGACAGUAAUCGACAGAGAGAAGUGCAACUCUCCAGAAUAUUACAACCUUAAGCCGUAUAUUAACAAGAACAUGCUUUGUGCCGGGUCAGAUGGUCAAAACAAUGCCGACACCUGUCAGGGGGAUUCAGGAGGACCAAUACUGUGCAAAAAAGUUCUAGUUGGAGUCACAUCAUUUGGGAAGCUUUGUGGCUUGAAAAAGAAACCCGGCGUUUACUCUUUCCUGUCAGAAAGGAAUCUUAACUGGAUCAAGAAGGCAAUGAAGACAUCAGAAACUGAAUAACUCACAUCUAUAUUGUACUGUUAAAUUCUCACAAUUCCUUUUCUGUCUUCUGUAUAUAUUUAUUUAUUUGGGUUUUACUUUAAAAAUUUUUUUAUACAAAUAGAAACCCUAUCUGGUCCUGACUCAUUGCAGUAAAUAAAACUUUAAAGAAGAAGAAGUUCUUGUUGGCAAAUUAAAAUAAAUGGGCAAAAGUAUAAUAUAGACACCUUCCUCUCCUCCCUCAGUCUCCUUCUAGAAACAGGAAAAGCACUGAAAGGUAAAAACAAAAAAAAUUAUCAUUUUAUAAAGCUCUUCAGAUGUCUCACCGCAUCAAGAACCCAAAGACAACUAUAAACAUUUUACUUCAGACUCAUAUGGAAAAUAUACAAUCAGUUUUUCUUUGAAUACAUUUGUCAUUCACAUUUGUUGACUUCAGUGUUGGGGGGAAAAAUACAAAACACACAAGGAACACGAGUAAACUCCGGUCAGAAACGUUUCAGUUCCAUCAAACUUAAAGAACAGAACUUCAAAUAUGAAACUGUUUUAAACUAUUAACAGCUCAACCUACUUUACUCUUCUUUUAAGCAUAAUGAGCAGGUCCUAUAUGACUUACACUGUCAGGAAGCAAUCUAGAUAUAAAAGGGAAAUAUUUUUUCUAUCUGGUAUGAAACGUAUGUGCUGGGUUAUCUCAUUAAAUAAUAAGAUUAAAGUUUUCACCUUUUCAUACCUCUCUCGCUGUGGGGAUGUA